AUGUGCUUUGGCAUUACAAACGAGAGACUUGAGAAAGCCAAGCACAGAAUGUCAGUAUUAAUGAGAAAAGCACAGCCUUCACUUUACGAUAGACUAAGAUGGUCAGGAACCCUUUCAUCUAUGCACUUAGUGAUGAAUUUUGCAGAUAUUCGCUUUACACGUGGCGUGGCGCGAGAAAUCGCACUGGCACAGAGUCUCGACUGGCCCAUGUCUCACAAAUGGGUGAAAACAAACGAAGAAAAGAAUCAAAUGAACGGCUCGUUCGGAACCGGAUACAAACUCACACUAAGUUCACCGCAUCAAAAGACUGGUGUUACAAAAGUGAAACCAUUUAGUGGAACACUUGGGGUGAUGACCGCGGUUGACACCAAAGAAGGUCAGGAACCACCUCCUCGGAAGUCCUUCUUUCGCAAGUAUUUUCUCGAAGGAUGCAUGGCGCAUCCCGAAAAGAAGUCUAUGAUUCCGGCCAACACUUGGGAAGAGUCAUCGACACCGGUGGUCGUAGUGGAAGAGUCAGCGACACAAGAAGUUCCACCUGAUGCUGAUUUCAUCGAACGAUUCCUGGUUCUCAAUCGAAAAUACAUCGCGUUCAUAUUUCCGAUCAUUGUCAUGCAGACCUUGUGGUGGUUGACAGCUGUCAGAUAUGACUGGUUGUCAUUGUAUGAGACGCGGAUGGCAAAUGCCGCUGAUUAUGAUUUUGGGAGCUCUUGUCGC
Messenger RNA from Ostertagia ostertagi, 714 nucleotides. NCBI's taxonomy places the organism in Eukaryota, Metazoa, Nematoda, Chromadorea, Rhabditida, Trichostrongylidae. The record is from the annotation of a GenBank genome assembly.